AGGUAGGGCCCCAUGGCCUGACACUGCUAAUCUUGCCCACUUUUGUUGUGUAGUCCCUCUCUCGCCCCCCUUCCUUCCCUGUCUCUCGCCCGGCUCCCAGAGCCCGCCAUGAGUCCGCAGGCACUUUUGGAAUGCUUUUGCCUGCUUUGCUUUUCCUUCGUGAGAACAGCAAAAGGGGAUUUGCAGCCACUUUCUUUCCAGCCCAGGACACUGUAUCAGUACCACUACACCCUGGAUGUCCAGAUGGACCAUGUGGCCCCACCAUCCCCUGGGGGAGUCUGGCUGCGGGCUCAGGCGUCGGUCCACGUGCACCGGCUCUGGAGGGACCAAAGCGGGGAAGAGCUGCUCCAGGUGCAGAUCCGUGACCUGGAAGCCCAACACAAGCCAGACGAGGAGAGGAGCCAGGAUGGCCCUGGAGGUCCCCCUGCAGAGAUUGAACUGAGUCAGGAGGCAAAGGCAGAGCUCCUGAAGCCGGUGUUCAUCUCCUGGAACAGUGGGAAGGUCAAAGCUUUCUACGGGAAUGAAGCAGAAAGCAUCCUGAUCUCCAACUUGAAGCGAGGCAUCAUCAGUCUGCUCCAGCUGCAGCCCCACGCCGGCACCACGGUGGAGGAGGAUGCCUCUGGGAGCUGCCAAGUCACCUAUGCCGUGUCCAACCACUCCAUCACCAAGACCAAAGAUCUCCUCAGCUGCACAAAACCAAACUCUGGAUUCACCUCUGUAAACAAAGUUUUUGGAGUUGAGUGGCAGCCCAGCAGCAGAAGCCAGUAUGUGGUGAAAGACAACCUCCUCCAGUCGGCCCUGGCAGAGGAAAGCCAUGUGCUGGCUCCAGCCCUGAGGCCCAGCUCCAGCAUCAAGAUCAGUUCGAGGCAGCAGCUCCAGCUACUGUCUCCUCCAAUGCCUGGUCCAGCAGAGGUGUCUGGACAAAGCCUUGAGGAUGUGCUGGCUGGCACAGAGGGACGGCACCAGCCCCUGGGCAUGGCCAGCCUGCCCUUCAGGAGGGUCUGCACCAACUGCCCGUCGCUGAGAGCCCACCUGAAGGCUUUUGACAGAUGGGGAGUCAAAACAGACCCCUCGAAGGUGGCGACUGCCUGGCAGUUCCAGAGGUUCAUCCGGAUGCUGCGCAGUGCCAAGAAGAGAGAUGUUCUGGAGCUGCUGAGGAGAGUUCCUGAGGAGACACGCCCCUUCGUCGUGGAGGCAGCAGUGGCUGCACAGUCAACGGCUUCCUUGGCAGCUCUCUCAGAAUUCCUGGAUUUCAGCAAAGAGGAGCACAAGUCCCUCCUGGAGAAGUUUCUCUAUGCAGCAGCUUUCUCUCCCCGGCCUUCGGGAGAGCUUCUCUACCUGGUCUUAGACAAGCUGGAUGGGAAGCAACUGGCCCCUGAGAUCUGGGAGACAGGGAUAGUUGCCGUGGGCUCUCUGGUGGGCAAGCUGUGCCAGCAGAAGCUGUGUGGGCUGCAGGAGGUGGAGCGUGGGGUGGAAACCAUCCUCAGGGGGCUCAGAAGUGCCGAGGAGGACCCUGAGGUGGUCAUUUACCUGCUGGCCCUGGGGAAUGCGAUGCUCCCUGGAACCAUCCCCACCCUCCUGGAGCAUGCUGAGGAGGGUCCUGCUGCUGUCACCACCACGGCCAUCUCUGCACUGCGGCGAUUCCCCGCUCAGAACAUCUCCAGCAAGGUGAAACGAGCAAUGAGGAGGAUCUUCCACGAGAAGAGGAAGAGCUACGAAAAAACAUGUCGCCUGGCUGCUGCAGAAAUACUCCUGGAUAACCACCCCUCACCCAUGGAUGUCAUCAACAUCCUGCUGGCCACCCAGGAGAUGGAGACAGAGAUGGCAAAAUUGCUGCUGCUGAAGGUCCAGAACAGCCUGCAUGCCCACCACCACCCAGCAAGGAAGAUAAUGAAAGACAUCAUGGGAGUCCCGCAGAUAAAUAACUACCACUUCUUCUCGAAAGUUGGCACCUCCUCUUCUUUCUCAGGACCUCUGACAGUCACCCAGGACCUGCUUUCCACCUUCGGGCUGGACCUGCUGUUUUUGGAAGGAGGAUUCCUGAGGAAGAGCAUCUCUGAGUUCUCGCUGCUCAGCCACGGCCAGCGGCUCCGCGCGGCUCAGGUCACCAUUGAAGCACAAGGGAUGGAGUCGAUGAUGGGAGAGAACAUCUCGGAUGGGGAAGAGGAGCCGGAGCUCAUGGCCGGGAUGUCUGUCACCUUCUUCGAUGUUCAGCUGCGGCCGAUCAUCUUCUUCCAGGGAUACACAGACCUAAUGGCCAAGGUCCUCUUGAGCAGUGGAGAGCCCACAAGUGUGGUCAAAGGGAACCUCCUGCUGAUGGAUCAUCACCAGGUCAUUCCUCUGCAGUCUGGUCUACAAGUGACCAUCAAACUCCAGGGUGGGCUGGGACUUGACAUUUCAGCCGACAUGGACGUGGGCAUUUGGGAGCAGGAACUGAAAACCAGCAUCAACACGAGGGGAAGCCUCUCCAUGGAUUUCCAGGCAGAACUAGACUCCCCUUUCCUCCAAGCCACCCUGAGGAGCCAGACAGAGGUGGAGACCUCAAUCCACUUUGACACCACACUGAGGUUUUCCAGCAGCCCCGUGCUCAUGUGCCUGCAGUUGAGAGAGGAGCAGGUCCCGUACAGAGAAAUCUUCACAGUUUCCAAGUCUGCUGGGAGCCAGAGCAGCACCACUCGAAAAGGCAGGCGUGGCACCAUGCCCGGGAGGGAAUUUGCCUUGCACCAAACCAACUCCAAGGUCUGCAAUCUCCUGCUGACACUGGAAAAGGAAUAGGAUAGGCAGGACUGCAGGAAUCAUCUGAGGUCAUUAAAAACACCUUGAAAUUAAAACCCAUACGGGCACAAGCAUUUUAGUGUUUGCAAAGAGCGGUUUUGAGAUUAUCAGGACUCCUAGGACGGAGUGAAAACACUGAAAAUGGAGAAGUUACAGCUCUAACAGGCACACAGAGCUGGAUCUGAAGUCAGCCACACUCAGCUGGGCAACCAAAUGAUUUCAAAGCUGCCAAGGUGUUUUAAAAGUUCUUCAGCCUUGGGUAUUAUUAUUUUUUUAAUGAGGAAUUGGUGGUGCAGCCUUUCCUAUUGGACAAAUAGAGAUGUGGCCACCACAGAGGGCAAAAGAUCCUGUUUGACUGACAUGGUCCCUCCUGGAUGUGAGAAUCUAUCACAGAAGAGUUUGGACCAACAUUACAAAGCUGUUACUUCAAGUAAACAUCCUUCAGGGUAGACAUAAUUCAACCCAAACUGUGAAAGUUAAACAGUGGGAUCACACCUCCAUCCCAUCCUCUUCCUCCUCUUUAUCAAGACCAGCACAUACUAGAUGUGCCUUCUGCUGGUGCCUGCAGACUCAAAACCCAUCAAUCCAGAGGUGACUCCUGCCUGCAGCCUCUCAUCUUCAUUUUUGAUCCAAAGUUUACAUAUUAAUGGAGAAGCCUCUGGCCUCUCUUAUCUCCUGAACAGCAGUUCCCCUUCUUUUUUAAUCGAGGAAGCAGAUGGAGAUAAGAUUCCCUCCACCCUGCAUGGUGGAAGGCAGCGUUCUAGCAACAAAGAGAUACAGCAGCUUCCCUUUUCUGCUGAUAUUUGGGCUCUUUUGGCAACUAUUUAUGAAAAUCACAAUUAGCUUCGAGUAAAUGUUGUUCUUCUGCUUUGCACUCUGCUCUCAAGAUGGAUUGUUGUCAGCCACCACCACCCAACACCUCUCCAGCACUGGAGGGAGGCUCAUGAAGAAAAAGCAGUAUUUCUUCAUUCCUCCCUGAUAAUAAUGUGCAUUUGAAAUAUUUUUAACCCUUUUCUGUGUGUUAUAAAACGUGCUUUUUAGGGAAAAAGAGAGACAUUGAGUAUAUUGUUUAAAUUAUGAGCCUGACACUGUAGCACUGAGUCUCCUGGUUUAGGGGGAGGAAAAUUGUUUGGGUUUCCAUCUGGGGACACUAAUUACCAGUGCUUUG
Corapipo altera (White-ruffed manakin) is the source of this 3943-nucleotide messenger RNA. Its product is annotated as microsomal triglyceride transfer protein-like. Gene Ontology annotation, molecular function: lipid binding. Gene Ontology annotation, biological process: lipoprotein metabolic process; lipid transport. The record is from RefSeq and is a predicted model, not a curated record. Gene Ontology annotation, cellular component: basolateral plasma membrane; endoplasmic reticulum; Golgi apparatus. NCBI's taxonomy places the organism in Eukaryota, Metazoa, Chordata, Aves, Passeriformes, Pipridae. The transcript is spliced from 19 exons. Bases 109 to 2775 code for a protein of 888 amino acids.